This is a messenger RNA of Darwinula stevensoni, 765 nucleotides long. NCBI's taxonomy places the organism in Eukaryota, Metazoa, Arthropoda, Ostracoda, Podocopida, Darwinulidae. The record is from the annotation of a GenBank genome assembly.
AUGGAAGGUGAACUUCCGCCGAGCGACUGCCACCGUCAUUUCUUCCUUGGAAGCCAUGACAUGUGUCCGUUCGGGAAAUUCAAGCUUCGACUCGGCAUUCACCGGAAGGUUCAUGACGGAUGGAGAGAGAAAAAAAAGGCGUUGGAACCUCUGCCUCCAACCCCCGUUUCCACUCCCAUCUCGACCCCCGUCGAUCCCCGUUUAUCCCUCACCGUGAGGCAAAAAAUGUCCAUCAUGAAGUCGUGGGAAGGCAUCUCUCGGGACAUGACACCCUUCGGGAUCUCCAUGCUAAGAAAACUCUUCGUAGACCACUGCGAACUCUUGAACCAGUACGAGAAAUUCCAAGGAUUGGAAGCCCAAGACGAGCAGGCGGAGAGGAUGGAACUGGCGGACCACGCCAGGAACGCCAUCGCCACUCUGGACAACGGGAUCAAGUCCUUAGACGAUCUGGACGUGUUCUUCCAGUACCUUCAUGCGGUCGGGGAGACUCACGCACGGAUACCGGGAUUCGAGAAGGAAAACUUCCUGAAAAUCAAAGGACCGUUCCUGCGUGCGGUGCGAGAGACGCUGCAGGAGCGAUACACCCCGAACAUAGAAGCCAUCUACAGAGUCACCAUCGAUUUCCUCAUCGAGACUCUCGUCGAUGGAUACGAGAAUGGUCUCAAACGUCAACAGGGCGAUUUCAAUUCUACCGUUGAUUGAGAGGGACCUACGAGUGUAACUUCUAAAUGGGACAGACGAACAAAACGACAGAUUGGAUACGGC